This is a messenger RNA of Ipomoea nil (Japanese morning glory), 1972 nucleotides long. Its product is annotated as cytochrome P450 CYP82D47-like. Lineage: Eukaryota; Viridiplantae; Streptophyta; Magnoliopsida; Solanales; Convolvulaceae. The record is from RefSeq and is a predicted model, not a curated record. Gene Ontology annotation, molecular function: monooxygenase activity; oxidoreductase activity, acting on paired donors, with incorporation or reduction of molecular oxygen; iron ion binding. Bases 58 to 1617 code for a protein of 519 amino acids. Gene Ontology annotation, biological process: defense response to other organism. The transcript has 3 exons.
AUUUGUAAGCAAUCUACAAAGUAGCUAGCUAGGUGACCACAAGCUUCAAAUUAAACCAUGGGGGAUUUCACUCUGCCAUCCAUUGUAGCAGCUUUUGCUACCACUCUUCUACUUGUCCUUCUUAUCUACCACUUUUUAUUUGAUAAAAAGUCCGGCCAAAAACCACCGGAAGCAGGCGGCGCAUGGCCAAUAAUCGGCCAUCUCCACCUCCUCGCUGCCCCACGACCCGCCUUCAAAAUCUUGGCCGACAUGGCGGAUAAAUACGGGCCUAUAUUCCGGUUAAGACUCGGCGCGCAUCAAGUCUUGGUGGUUAGCAACUCGCAAAUCGCCAAAGAAUGCUUUACCACCAACGACAGGGUCCUCGCUAGCCGGCCCAAGGCCAUAGCUUCGGAGGUCAUGGGAUACAACUACGCCAUGUUUGGGCUGGCCCCGUACGGACAGUACUGGCGCCAUUCCCGCAAGGUUGUCAUGCUCGAGCUACUGUCCAACCGCCGUCUCGAGGUGCUCCGGCGGGUUUGGGAAUCUGAAGUAAGAUCGUUUACCCAAGACAUCUACCGAAGCUGGGCGAGGGACAAGGAUAAUGAAUCCGAAGAUGUAAAGCUGGACAUGAAGGAGUGGUUUGGGAAACUAACCAUGGACAUCAUGACGAAGAUGCUUUUCGGGCAGCGGUACGAGGAAGAAGGGAACCGGACAGUAGUGACGAUGAGGAGGUUCUUUGACUUGAUGGGGGCGUUUGUUGUGGGUGAUUAUCUGCCAUGGCUAAGAUGGAUGGACAUAGGAGGGCAUGAGAAGGCCAUGAGGGAGACUGCCAAAGAGAUGGACAGUUUAGUGGAAGGUUGGUUACAAGAACAUAAAAGGAAAAGAGAUACGAAACCUAAAGAGGAAGAAGACUUCAUGGAUGGACUGCUGUCCAGUUUUCAUGGUGCCGAUGAGGAUGGCAAUGAUAUUCCAAAGGAUUUUGAAGCCGACACAAUUGUGAAAGCUACUUGCAUGGCUGUGCUAUCAGCCGGUACAGAUACAACUACGAUAACAUUAAUAUGGGCCAUCUCUUUAGUAUUGAACAAUUAUACUGUGUUAGAGAAGAUCCAAGCUGAGCUAGACAUCCAUGUCGGGAGGGAAAGGCACAUCAACCAUUCCGACUUAAACAACUUGACUUAUCUUCAAGCGGUUGUGAAAGAAACUUUACGUUUGUAUCCCGCUGGUCCUCUAAUAUUACCACACGAAUCUACAGAUGAUAGCGUUAUAAAUGGCUACCACAUCCCAAAGGGUACACACAUAUUUGUGAAUGUUUCUAAGGUACAUCGAGAUCCAAAUUUUUGGUCGGAUCCCAAUGCUUUUAAGCCAGAGAGAUUCUUGAGUGAGUAUAAGGAGAUCGAUGUUAAGGGCAAUGAUUUUGAGUUAAUUCCAUUUAGUAGUGGAAGGAGAAUGUGUCCGGGAGUUUCUUUAGCGCUACAAGUUGUGGAGUUCACUUUAGCUAGUCUUAUUCAAGGUUUUGAUUUAAAAAGGAUUUCUCGUAAGCCUAUUGACAUGACAGAUGGUGCCGGACUAACGAAUAUGAAAGCAAGCCCACUCUGUGCUUCUCUAACCCCACGCCUACCUUUACACCUUUAUAAUUGAGUUGCUUAUUAUAUAGGUUCUUUCUUUUAAUUUAUGUAAGCACAAGUUUCGCAUCCUUUGACAUAUAUAGAAUGAAAUUGGGGACAAACCAAUGUCAUUCUUAAAGGUAAAGAAGAAGGGUGUUUCGGGCUGGGAUUGAGGAUUCAACCGGGGGUGUUGACCAUCCAGAAGACAUGGAAUGAGAUAUAUAGUCAUAUAACCUAUGAGCUAUGGUUAGAGCUUAAUUAGUGUACUGUCUAGAUUAUAUAUUGCAUUUACCUCUUUCUUUUACAAUAUGCUAGUGAUAAGAUUAUAUCUAAAUUGAUCCAAUAAACUCAUUUGUUGUCUGUACAUUUAAAAUUGAAUGCCUUUGUAC